Molecule: messenger RNA, 387 nt
Organism: Mesocestoides corti
Lineage: Eukaryota; Metazoa; Platyhelminthes; Cestoda; Cyclophyllidea; Mesocestoididae
Source: the annotation of a GenBank genome assembly
AUGGCGCCGUCAGCUCCUGCUGCUAAGAAAUCUGAGGCGAAGGUCGCAAGUCAACCCUCAGCCAAAAAAACUAAAGCGUUGGAAUCAAUUAAUAGCCGUCUAGCUCUUGUUUUCAAGAGUGGUAAAGCGGCUAUUGGGUUUCGGCAUACCCUUCGCACUCUUCGUCGUGGUGGCGCCAAAUUGAUCAUAAUCGCUAGCAAUACACCUCCUCUCAGGAAAGCAGAGAUUGAGUACUACGCUAUGCUGUCGAAAACUGGUGUUCACCACUACAAUGGUACUAAUCACGACCUUGGCACUGCUUGCGGUAAAUACUUCCGCGUAAGUACUUUAGCCAUCGAGGAUCCGGGCGACUCUGACAUCAUUCGGUCUAUGCCUAAUGAGUCUUAA